Molecule: messenger RNA, 1675 nt
Organism: Rubroshorea leprosula
Lineage: Eukaryota; Viridiplantae; Streptophyta; Magnoliopsida; Malvales; Dipterocarpaceae
Source: the annotation of a GenBank genome assembly
AUGCAGCAGCAUCUCUAAGUGCGAUUAUACCUGAGGUUCUUAAAGAAAAUAAUUAUGAGAGGUGGACCAUUUUAAUGCGACACUAUUUAGUGGCUCAAGGCCUUUGGGAUGAUGUUAUUCUAUCAAGCCAGAUUCCUCUUGCCAAAAGUCCAGAGGACUGGAUUAAAAAGAAUGCUUCAGCUCUGUUUGCAAUUAAGAUUUCAUGUGGAGCAGAAAAGUUUGAACAGAUUAAGAUGAUGAAUUCAGCCAAAGAUGCAUGGGAUGCAUUGGCCGAUUUGCAUAAACCACCAAAUGCAGACAAGCACAGAGGAAGUGAAACUGAUGCAGGUUCAAGUUCCAGCUCCAUCGGUGAAGCAUGGAUUAAAGUAAUAAGAGCAAUAUUACACAUCAUUUUCGAAGGUGUAGGUGUAGGUACACGAUUCUUAUAUAAUCUGAAGUUAACCCAUACGUUUGCCAAUUCGGUUUUGCAAUACCGGUGCAAGGAAAUAUCAACCUACAGGGAUGCCAGACAACUUGUUGAAAGUGGAACAAUCUCAGCAAUCUUCCAAGCAAUCAAGGAUGGCUCCGUCGAAAUUGUGAUUGAGAUCCUCAAAUCGAACCCAGAUCUAAUUUGGUGCAAUAAAAACCUUUCAAGAGAAAUACUCAUCUCUGCAAUCAAAUAUCGUCGAGGAGGUAUUUUAGGGUUUGUUUUGAGGCUUGAUGAAGGGAAGAAAACAUUUCUCUCUUUAACAGAUGAAGAUGGAAACAACGUGUUGCAUCUGGUAGCCAAGUUACCAGACUCUCGAAUUUAUGUUACUCUCUUUCCUGCUUGGUUUCUGCAACGAGAAGUAGAGUGGUUCGAGGCAGUUGGAAGCCUCCUUCCAUACUGGUAUCAAGUAGCCAAAAAUCUUUAUGGUCAAACUCCAACCCAAGUCUUCGACGGAGAACACCAGCAAUGGAGAAAAGAAGCGAAUGAAUGGGCAAAGAAUUCUGCAAAUUCUUAUAUUCUGGUACCUGUUUUACUUGUCACCAUUAUGUUUGCAGCACUUUUUACAGUUCCAGGCGGGAACAACCAAGAAACCGGCAUCCCCAUAUUAUUGCAUAGAAAACUGUUUUUCGGGUUUCUAAUAUGUGAUGUGGUGUCCCUCCUUACUGCAUCAACUUCAAUGCUGAAAUUUCUGACCAUACUCACAGGAUCCUAUGGUCCAGUUGAUCUUCGCAAAAACUUGCCCGCGCAAUUGAUGUUCGCUAUUUUAUUACUCAUAAUUUCAAUAGCAACGAUGCUCUUUGCCUUCGGUUUUGCUCUUACGAUCAUGUUGCCAAAAAAGUGGCUGGGACUACCAGUUAUUAUAGCAUACCUAGGAUUUCCCAUCCCCUUGUUGCUCUACUGGCGGAUGCUCCCCCUUGCUCUUGAUGUUUAUAGACUGAAGUCUAGAUCAAUAAUCUCGUCAGAUAUGGCCAAUGGACCGCAUUAGAAGAAUCUUGUUAAAAGUCUUUUAUGGCGUUAACUUAUUUGUAUUUUUAUGUAAUUUUGUAAUGUCUGCAUUUAUGUUAUGAACUCUUUUUUUUUGUGUGAAAAUAUCUAGUUUUGUCACUUUUUUCUUUCCAGAUUUCAUCUAUUUCGACUUUCAUUUUCAUUUUGAUUUUCAUUCUUUGUUUGGUUGCAAAGGAAGUGCAAGAAAAAUAUGAUAUGAAA